Messenger RNA from Oreochromis aureus, 1691 nucleotides. Its product is annotated as isoaspartyl peptidase/L-asparaginase. Bases 90 to 1022 code for a protein of 310 amino acids. The transcript has 7 exons. The record is from RefSeq and is a predicted model, not a curated record. NCBI's taxonomy places the organism in Eukaryota, Metazoa, Chordata, Actinopteri, Cichliformes, Cichlidae. Gene Ontology annotation, molecular function: asparaginase activity.
CCCGCGAACAGUAGUCUCUUGAAGUCACGUGUCUAUGGCGAAGUCUUUAUCCUCCCGGGAAUUCUGAGGCUCGGAAAAGGAAUGCAAAGAUGUCAGCAGUCUUGGUUGUGCAUGGUGGGGCAUGGGCCAUACCGGAUGAACUGGCCAAGGCCUCUGUUGAUGGAGUAAAAACUGCAGCAUGUGAAGGAUUUUCAGUGCUGAAACGAGGAGGAAGUGCAGUGGAUGCUGUUGAAGUGGCUGUGAGGGCUUUGGAAGAUAACACUGUGUUUGACGCAGGGCACGGAGCAGUACUAAAUAAAGAUGGAGAAGUGGAGCUGGAUGCCAUUAUCAUGGAUGGAAGGACACUUGCCACUGGUGCGGUGUCUUCAGUAAAGAACAUUGCCAACCCCGUUUCACUGGCACGGGCAGUGAUGGAAAAGACUUCCCAUGUGAUGUUGACAAGCCAAGGUGCAAACUUGUUCGCAGAAAGCAUUGGUAUAAGCACAGUCCCCACUGAAACACUGGUGACUGAGUAUGAGAGGAGAGAAUGGGAGAAGCACAAGAAUUACAUGACUGGAGUAAUAGAAGAUUUCAACACUCAGUGGGCUCAUGAUACCGUUGGAGCAGUAGCUCUUGACUCUGCUGGUAAUGUCGCAUGUGCAACAUCAACGGGAGGGAUUAGGAAUAAAAUGGUUGGAAGAGUAGGAGACUCCCCAAUCAUUGGCUGUGGAGGAUAUGCAGACAACUUCAGUGGUGCAGUAUCCUGUACCGGACAUGGAGAAUCUAUUCUUAAAGUCACACUGGCCAGACUCAUUCUUUCAAAAAUUGAACAAGGUAAAUCAGUAACAGAGGCUUCGCAGAUGUCUCUGCAGCACAUGGGAAACCGUGUCAAAGGAGCCGGAGGUGCAAUUGUUGUUUCUCCUUCAGGCCACUGGGCUGCCACGUUUACCACUGAGCGAAUGGCUUGGGCUGCUGUGGAACAGGAUGUACUGUGGUAUGGAUUAGACCCGCAUGAGAGAUUAAAAGAGCAGUUGCCGCAAUAAAAGCAAUAAAAAAUAGCUGGGACUCUCGGCCAUUUGACCUUAGAACUGAAGAAGCUUCUCGGAUGAGAGGUGAAACGUCUUCAAGCAACUUAAAGAAGUCCAGACGCUUUUCUUUGCAAACUCCUUUGACUACGAUGACCUGGAUGACUGAGAACCUUCACAGACAAAAAAUAGCACUUAUUUCUUCUUAUUAAUCACUGUGCAAUGUGAGACUGCAUUAUAAUUUUUCUUAUAUAAUUUAAUUUUAUAAUUUUUAACUCACUUUUUCUAACUUUUAUUAAACACGUUUGCUACAAGUUAAAUAAAAUGCAUUUUUUUAAAGGUUGAAUAUUAAAAUAAGCAUUAUAUACACAUACUGUGAAAAAUGUGGUAAAAAGGAAUAUUUUUAGAGAUUGAACUUUAGUAAGUGUUAAACAUAGAAACGCAUGACUCUGUUUUUUUGGAGAAAAUCUUUGCUCUUUAAACUUUAAAUCCUGGAUCACAUUUCCAAGUAAAGGAUGUCUGACUUCUUCUUACACUUUUUUUCCCCAAACUUUUGUCAAUGAAAAAUUACCUCAAAGUUACAUUGUUUGAAAGACUGUAUUGAAGUAAUGUUAGAUCAUAUUGUUGUAGGUAAAGUUGCAAUGAAUGAUGACUAAUGGAUCAAUGCAAUAAAGGAUAUAUAUAGUA